Molecule: messenger RNA, 1844 nt
Organism: Pomacea canaliculata
Lineage: Eukaryota; Metazoa; Mollusca; Gastropoda; Architaenioglossa; Ampullariidae
Product: protein shisa-5-like
Exons: 4
Coding region: 48-725 (225 amino acids)
Source: RefSeq, a predicted model, not a curated record
CACACACAGCUGUUGUGACGACCAGGGAAAGUAAACCUGAGGUCGCUAUGGCCGUGGGUAGACCUGCUGUCAGUUCCAGCCUCCCAGACAGACCCAGGCCGUGUGGCAGGAUGGCGUCGUGGCUGUGCCGAGCUGUGGUCCUCAGUCUGUUGACAGGUUUAGCGGCCUGUAGCAGCUACUGUACCUUUAAAACCUACAGUUACUCCUCCUACUACAACACCUACAAGUACUGUGACUACGGCUGCUGCACCUCCGACUGCUGCUCCUACAGCUACGACAGCAGCUACAGCAGCUACAGCAGCUACACAUUCAAUUACAGCGCUUUGAUUGGAAUCAUCGUUGGAAGUUCUGUCGGCGGCAUUCUCCUCAUCGCUAGCAUCGUCGCGUGCAUCUGCUGCUGCGUCAAGAGCCAGUCGCGACCGGGCAGAGUGAUACAACCGACACCUGCUGCCACCAGCAACUUGACGGUCGUCAGCUCAGCGAACCAGAUGAGCCAGGGGUGGUCAGCUCAGCCAGGCACCAGUGCUCCAUAUGGCCCACAGUAUGGCCCACAGUCUGGCCCACAGUAUGGCCCACAGUAUGGAGCACAGUAUGGCCCUCAGUAUGGCCCACAGUAUGGCCCUCAGGUUUCAGGGCCUCCCCCUUACCAACCUCCCCCCGGCAGCAAGGAGGGACCACCUCCUCCCCCUCCAACCUAUCCACCCGGCUUUGUGGGCGAAGCCUGAUUGUGUAGUGAGCCAGGUGUGGGAGAAGCUGUCAGUCUGUGUUGUAGCUUUGAUAAAUAAUAAUAAAGUUUGUAAAUAAUAAAGACAGUACAGACACACUCACAUGUAGCAGGUCAGAAUUUAUCAGUUAACCCUUUCGUUUCGUGGGACCAGAGGCAGGUUCCAAAACCAGCAACUCUUUAAAUCAGUCUUUAAAUUGCAUUUUAUAUUAAUUUCUUAUUGUUUUUAGGAUGAAACACUAGACUUAUUCUCUGCUAUGUAUUUUGAAGUGUGUAGAACUAAUUAAUUGGAUUUGCAGUGAUUUAUAUGGACAUAAUUGCUUCAGUUUUUGUCGUUUUCGGAUUUCGCCGAUUGUCUUGUAACGGAUUGUGGAUGAAAACUGAGGGUUAACUGUACUAAUGUACAAACAACAGCAUGGCAAGCUUAAUCUUGAAGUGCUGAUGGAGAAACAAGAUCAUUGUGCACAGUUGAAGGUGUUGUAGAGCAAUCUGUUGUAGCAAGACCAGUAUGUAAGGCUGGAAAACACUGUACCACACUCUCUUCAUCUUGUUUGUGUCAUGUUGAUGUUGCUGCUGUAACAGUGUGAGCUGCACUCAUUGCCUUUAACAACUUUGCUGUUGUCCUUCUGUUGAUUGUCGUGCUUGAAUAGAUGACAAGUGCAAUCUGGAAGGUGAAAGGUCAGUGAAAGUGCAGAAUGUAGCAGCAAGUCACCGUGUGAGCUGUUUGUCUCAUAAACCUAACGACAGGUAGUCUCCUAGACACAAACCCACAGGUUAGAAUAGUUAAUCUCUCCAACAUGUCUACACUAACUGUGUAAGUAAACAGUCAACAACCCUGUGCAAACACCUGUAUGCUCGGGUCACAGGUAAAAGUUCAUCGUAAGUGCCUAGAAUGACGUCAGCAGGAGGUUUGAAUGUUAUGCCAACGGUUAGGGAGGGAGAGAGCAGACGAUCACUGACACUUGUAGACAGCAAACAAGUUUACAAUAUCUCUGUGUGUAGCAGUGUAUACUCUGUACAUGUACUGGACUCAACUUGUACAGUAGCAACAAGUAUUUACCUGACUUCUUGUUUACUGAACUAACAAUGCAAACAAAUAAAAUGAGUAAAAACUUCACAA